CCUGAAUUGCAGCUUUUCUUUCUUGUGUACAGUUCCCUUGCUUCCUAUACCCGGCCAAGCCUAUAGGUAUACCCAGUCACGCAAUCAUGUCGGAACAGAUUACCGGAAGCUGCAAUUGUGGUCGCCAUGUCUACACUAUACCCAAGCCAACGCAGAUGAAUUUAUGCCAUUGUAUUGAUUGCCGCAAAUGGGCUGGUGCCAUGCACUCUGCCCAUCUUUUCGUCGAGUCGAAGGACAUCACCACAAGCAGUCCGCAACCACGAACAUAUACCCAAAACGCUGACAGUGGAAACCCGAUGGAACGUGCGUGGUGUGAUGAAUGCGGCUGCGGGAUCUGGAUCAAGUCUCAUCAGAUGCCAGACCAGACAUUCUUGAAAGCAGGACUUUUCAACCCGGGAGAGAUUCCAAACCCGACCAUGGAGAACUGGCUGAAGAAUCUGGAGCCGUGGGAAACACCUGCGAAAGGUACCAAGAGGGCUGUCCAGCUCAAUUGACAUGUAGUGUAUGUUGAAGUACUUCCUGCCCACAAUCAACUAACAGAUUAUCACUUCACUAUAAUCGUCUCCUGGACGCAUCCAGGAUCACUGCUUUUUCUCAAGUUGCGGGGCCUUUUCCCCAAUGUGGUGAACGUGGGGUCUUUUCGGGGGCCUUUGGACAAUCAGCCCCA
Exophiala viscosa is the source of this 667-nucleotide messenger RNA. Its product is annotated as Mss4-like protein. Lineage: Eukaryota; Fungi; Ascomycota; Eurotiomycetes; Chaetothyriales; Herpotrichiellaceae. Gene Ontology annotation, molecular function: carbon-sulfur lyase activity. The record is from RefSeq and is a predicted model, not a curated record. The coding region runs from base 87 to 494 and encodes 135 amino acids. The transcript has 4 exons.